This is a messenger RNA of Drosophila erecta, 749 nucleotides long. RefSeq lists its product as uncharacterized. The record is from RefSeq and is a predicted model, not a curated record. Lineage: Eukaryota; Metazoa; Arthropoda; Insecta; Diptera; Drosophilidae. Bases 5 to 649 code for a protein of 214 amino acids. The transcript has a single exon.
AACGAUGGCUCGCCAACCGCUGGCACUGCUCCUGGUGGCCGUGAGUCUGGCCAGGAUCGCGGCCAGGCCAGGGCCACAGAAUCCGCUCGAGUCGCUGGGCAUAGGCGCGAUGAGUCUGGCCGGGAAUAUAGCGGAGGCGGUUCAGAGUGGCGCCGCCAUGUCACGCGACCUCGACAUCGACAAUCCACUGAUGUCCGUGCACUCGAAAACGUCCGUGGGCUACGGGGAUGCCAUACGUCCCAUUGCCGCCGAUUCAUCCGAGGAGGAUCGUCGCCGGAAGCGAAGGCGGCGCAGCCUACAUCGCCUCAAGCGCGCUCCUUGCUUCUGGAAAAUGGGCGGCGCCGCCACCACAAUGGCGUCCGCGGACGAUGAUGUGGAGGCCAGGCGGCGAAGGGCCCAGAAGCGGGCCGCCAACAAUGCCUCCCGAUCCCGGGUGAGUCCCAAGACCAGCGGCAAGAAGAAGAAGCUGGUGCGGCGACGACGGCAGGCGGAAACGGGCAUGGAAGCGGCACCCAAUAUGGACGCCGUGGAUCCCUUGGGCCUGGGCCCCAAAAUCAAGGCCAUGUGGCUCUCCUUCGUGGACAACGUAACGGAUGUGGUGCAGCAGGUGCGCCAGAGGAUCUCCGAUACGGCCAACGCCUCGGGCUAGGUCACCCAGGUCCCUGAACACCAUCGAGUGUAUUUUUUUUUGUUUGUCUAUAAGUGCAAUAAAAAGCAACUGGAAGCCGGAAAUUAUGCCAAGCGCAAUG